This is a messenger RNA of Protopterus annectens (West African lungfish), 2664 nucleotides long. RefSeq names its product uridine monophosphate synthetase (gene UMPS). Gene Ontology annotation, biological process: 'de novo' pyrimidine nucleobase biosynthetic process; 'de novo' UMP biosynthetic process. The transcript has 6 exons. NCBI's taxonomy places the organism in Eukaryota, Metazoa, Chordata, Ceratodontiformes, Protopteridae. Bases 135 to 1577 code for a protein of 480 amino acids. Gene Ontology annotation, molecular function: orotate phosphoribosyltransferase activity; orotidine-5'-phosphate decarboxylase activity. The record is from RefSeq and is a predicted model, not a curated record.
CGCGUCACCUAGUUUGGAAUGUUUACAUGUUCAUUUAAUUAAUAGGUUCAUUUCAUAUUUGAGUUUGCACAGGUAGUCUUGCGUUGGGUAUGAGUUACAAACGUAGUUGCAAAGUUAGUUAUCGGAAUUAAAUUAUGUCUAGUAACAUGCAGCCAUUAGUAGAUGACCUUGCAGUUCAGUUAUACGAAGUGCAAGCUGUGAAAUUUGGUAGCUAUCUGCUCAAAAGUGGGAUUACCUCCCCUGUUUAUUUUGAUCUACGAGUGAUUAUUUCACAUCCAGUACUGCUGACUCAGGUUGCCAACCUUGUAUUCCAGACUGCUGUACAAGCUGGCGUGGACUACAGUUCUAUCUGUGGUGUCCCUUACACCGCAUUACCCAUCGCCUCUGUAAUUUGUUGCAACAAUUUGAUACCAAUGCUUAUCCGACGAAAAGAGGCAAAGGACUAUGGUACAAAGCGUCUUGUGGAAGGCAGUUUUAACCCAGGAGAAUCCUGUCUGAUCAUUGAGGAUGUCAUCACCAGUGGAAGUAGUAUCCUGGAGACUGCAGCUGUCCUUCAGAAGGAGGGGUUGAAAGUCACGGAUGCUAUUGUCCUGCUAGACAGAGAACAAGGUGGUGCUGCCAAUCUAAAGAAAGAGGGUAUCCGUUUACACUCUGUAUGCACCUUGUCCAGCAUACUAGAAAUUCUUUAUCAGCGAGGUAAAACUGAUAAAGCUCUAGUAAAUGCUGUCAAAACAUUCAUUCAGGAGAAUAACACAGCUUUAGCAUUUGAUCAGAAUAGUGUAAUCGCUAAAAAGACUGAAUGCGAAGGCCUGAGUUUUGGUGCUCGUGCAGAGAGCGCCACCAUCCAUCCCCUGGCAGCUCGACUCUUGCAUUUAAUGGAAAAGAAGCAGACAAACCUGUGCCUUUCUGCUGAUGUAACAAACUCGAAGGAGCUACUUCAGCUGGCAGACUCUGUGGGUCCAGAAAUAUGUGUGCUGAAGACACAUGUGGAUAUUCUAGAGGAUUUCAAUUUAGAGGUUGCUAAGAAACUAAGACAGCUUGCAGAUGAACAUGAAUUUCUGAUAUUUGAGGAUCGCAAGUUUGCUGAUAUUGGAAACACUGUGAAACAUCAAUAUGAAGGUGGUAUGUACAGAAUUGCUUCAUGGGCUGAUAUAGUAAAUGCACAUGCGGUUCCAGGCUCUGGAGUGGUGAAAGGUCUAAGAGAAGUGGGACUUCCUCUAAACAGAGGUUGUUUGCUGAUUGCAGAAAUGAGCUCCCAGAAUUCCUUAGCCACAGGUGAUUACACCAAAGCAGUGGUGACUAUGGGUGAGGAAUAUGCAGACUUUGUGUUUGGAUUUAUUACAGGAUCUAGAGUGACCAACAAACCUGAAUUUAUUCACAUGACACCAGGGGUUCACAUGCAUGCUGAAGGUGAUAAUCUAGGACAGCAGUACCUGAGUCCUGAGGACGUUAUCCAUAAAAAAGGUUCUGAUAUCAUCAUAGUUGGGCGAGGCAUUCUGAUGGCAUCCAACAAAGUAGAUGCUGCAAAGAUGUACAGAAAAGCAGGCUGGGAAGCAUAUCUUGGCAGACUCUCUUAAAUAUGGAAAGAAAACAUUUUUUUUCCCUCUGUAGCACAGUAUUUGUAAUUGAAAAGAAAAAUCUAUGUUUUUUUCAUCUUUUAAUUGUCUUGUAUGUUUUUACCCGAAGUAUUUUUUGCUGUAAUGUGCUAAUUUUUUUUUUGACCCAGUAAGCUAGCUGUACUCCUAGGGGACCAGUUUCUGCUGUUUGUGCUAUGUUAAGUGCUUCUCCCCUUUGUAGUCUGAGAGUAGAGAAAUUUGUCUGCUGUCAGAACAGAGGAUUAGCACUAGGACAUGUCAUUUGGAGUGGGUUUGAUGAUAGGUGUUGCUUAUCAACUUAAUGUAGUUAACUGUAAUUUAAUGAACUGUGUUCUUGGUUAACAAGACAUGUCCUAGUACUUUACGUUGUUCCUGUCCAGCUGACUGUAAAGGUUUAAAUGACAGAACACAGACCCAGCUUCUUAAAUGGGACAUUCCCUUUUGCUUUGCUUGUGUUCAUGGGUCUCUGUGCGGACAUCUGAGCACAAUGUAAGUACCAGCACAGUUAUUAAAACACAGAAAAGCAGAAACAUCCUUCUGCAGUCAAAAAUAAUCAUUUCAAAGUGCAUGAUUGCCAAAACUAAAGUAAUUUGGAGUAUGAUGAGUAUCGCUGACUGCCAGACUUCAAAUGACUUGCCUUUUCAGACUGCAAAAGUAACUUUCAAGCAUUCUUUGCACAGGUGUCUGAAUCUAUAUAGUCUUUGCGCAUUUCAAGUUUCAAAUUAUUAUGAAAAUAUAUUCAUUAUUUUGUCAGGUAAAAUAUUUCGAUCGGUCAACACUCUGCAAGAAAAAAAAAAAUAUCUACAUGUGCUGAAUUUAGUGUUGUUGUAACCAUGUAAUGGCUGAAAAGUCUCUUCAGAUAAACCAGUUCACGUUCUGGUUAAAAGCUGUAUAAAUUGAUUUAAUUGCUAAUUGAUUAAAGCAUCUAGUCAUUGACUGGGGACCAAGUAGGAGGUUGUGAUGUCACUGUGACACAAAGUAGUAACUUAGAUACAUUUGAGUCUGUGAAGCCUGCUUUGCUACCCAGAAUUAAAGCUGUUAUUUUUUCGAAGUAAAUAUACUUUUGUUA